AUGGCGCAUUAUGCUGCUUCUGGUGUUACGGCAUGGUUAACGUUCGUCGUGUAUCUAGUGAUUCGCCAACUGAUCAUUGUUCGCUACCGAAAUAUGCGGAAUCCUAGACUUGUAUUCUUUAUAGUGUUGGUUGGGUCAGGAAUAUUGAUUACUAUGCAUUUUUGGAAUUUAGAAACAGUUCCAUAUACCAAGAGAACCCGCUGCAUUUUGUUAUCUAAUGACAUGGAGAGGCAGCUUGGUGAGGCUGAAUUCGAGAACAAGAAGGCGAGUUUCAAGGGAAAGAUCUUGCCUCCCAUACACCCUCAGAGUGUGAGGAUAAGGAUGAUAUCAAUGGAAAUCAUUGAUACCUUGCUGAGAGGGUUGAGCAAGGAACAAGUUUGGAGUGAUGUUGGUUAUGCAUCAGCAUAUGUCACAGGGUUUGAAGGGGAUACUGAGGAGACUCUGAAAUCGUUGACUAAUGCUAGUGCUUAUUGUAACGCAGAGAGUGGUUGGCACAAGGAAGAUGAAAUCCUUGAUGACAGUUGGGUUCAGCAAAUUAGAAAGAAAGGGCCAGCUGCCUCACAUCUCGAUGGAUUGAAUUGGGAGGUGCUUGUUGUCAAUGAUUCGGAAGUCAAUGCCUUUUGGCUUCCUGGUGGUAAGAUUGUUGUAUACACCGGAUUGUUAGAGCAUUUUAAGAGUGAUGCUGAGAUUGCCACUAUAAUUGGACAUGAGGUUGGUCAUGCUUUGGCCCGACACACCGCUGAAUAUGUGACGAAGAAACUGUGGUUUGCUAUCCUGCAGUUUAUUCUUUUUCGAUUUGUCACCCCCGAAAUCGUCACCAUAAUGUCUUUUCUUUUCUUGAAGCUACCACUCUAUCGACUGAUGGAAAUGGAAGCGGAUUACAUUGGCUUGCUCUUAAUUGCUUCCACCGGAUAUGAUCCACGGGUGGCGCCCACAGUGUAUGAGAAGCUGGGAAAAGUCAAGGGUGAGUGGGCCCUUUGGGACUAUCUCUUCACUCAUCCAUCUGGAAGAAAGAGAGCAGAGUUGCUCUCCCAGGCCAAAAUAAUGGAAGAAGCAUUCACCAUAUACAAGAAUGCUAGGUCUGGAAGAUGUAUUGAAGGAUUUGUUUGGACCAACAAAACUUAUAUUGCCACACCAGAAUCAACAAAGAACCUGUAGAUGAAACUUUAAAGAAUUCUGUUUUAGCCAAAAGAAAAGCUAGACAAUUUUCUGUAUGAUGAAUUUUGUCAACAAUUUAGUUUCAUAGAUAGAUGUUUGUUAU
Arachis duranensis is the source of this 1261-nucleotide messenger RNA. RefSeq lists its product as uncharacterized. Lineage: Eukaryota; Viridiplantae; Streptophyta; Magnoliopsida; Fabales; Fabaceae. Gene Ontology annotation, molecular function: metalloendopeptidase activity. The transcript is spliced from 3 exons. Gene Ontology annotation, cellular component: membrane. The record is from RefSeq and is a predicted model, not a curated record. The coding region runs from base 1 to 1158 and encodes 385 amino acids.